CUCUGUUCAGUACGUUCUCCCUCCCCGCUCCUCCUGCCAGUGUGCACUCCACGCUCAGCUCCUCCGCCACACAGAGGACCGCGAGAGGUUAACGCUCCGCAUCUGGGACUCCGUAACCCCUUCAGAGGUGAGCGCAGGCACCGGGGCAGGAGGGGGAGAGGCGGCGGCCCCGUCCUCGGAGUGUGGCCCCUUGGUCAUGUCCGGAGCCCUGUGCAGGAGUCUGUACGCUUUCUCCGGGGAGCAGCACCAGCAAGGGCUGAAGUUUGAAGCCGGGGAAGUCAUUAAAGUCGUGCAGGUGCUGGACGGCGGCUGGUGGGAAGGAGAGAAAGAUGGGGCGAGAGGCUGGUUCCCCGCCAGCUACGUGCAGAUACUGGAGAAACCCGGAGCGAUGAACCCUCAGAGGAUUGAAGACGCGGCUUCGCUCCCUCAGGGCUGGCAGUGCUACAUGUCUCCGCAGGGCCGCCGGUACUACGUCAACACCUUCACCAACGAGACGACGUGGGAACGGCCGAACAGCUCGCCGGUCAACCUAAAAAGCCCCCUGGUGAAGAAGACGUCUUUACCGACAGUAAAUGGAUUUCAUGGAUCCCCCGCUCACCAUCCCGACUCCGGCCACGCGCGCAAACCGAGCAACGAACCCCAGAGUCCGGGAUCUCCGUCGCCGACCAAAAAACAGAACAAGGAGACCACCAUCACGAUAAACUGCGUGACGUUUCCCCAUCCGGACACCAUGCCGGAGCAGCAGCUCCUGAAGCCCGGGGAGUGGAGUUAUUGUGAUUAUUUCUGGGCAGAUAAGAAAGACCCUCAAGGCAACAGCACGGUGUCCGGCUUUGAAGAUCUCCUCCAAAAACAGCUCAAGGGCAAACAAAUGCAGAAAGAAAUGGCGGAGUUUAUCCGGGAGAGAAUAAAAAUUGAAGAAGAAUAUUCUAAAAACCUGGCAAAACUGUCGCAGAACUCGCUGGCUUCCCAGGAAGAAGGAACCCAGGGCGAAGCGUGGGGGCAGUUAAAGAAGAGUCUGUCCGACGAGGCGGAGGUCCAUCUCAAGUUUUCUGCUAAGUUACAGAGCGAAGUGGAGAAGCCGCUCCUCGGCUUCAGGGAGAACUUUAAGAAGGACAUGAAGAGGUUUGAUCACCAUAUAGCAGACUUACGGAAGCAGCUGGCCAGCCGCUACGCCGCCGUGGAAAAGGCCCGGAAAGCUUUGGCCGAGAGACAGAAGGACCUCGAGGUGAAAACGCAGCAGCUUGAGAUUAAACUCAGCAACAAAACAGAAGAAGAUAUCAAGAAAGCGCGGCGGAAGUCCACCCAAGCCGGAGACGACCUGAUGCGCUGCGUGGAUCUCUACAACCAGGCGCAGUCAAAGUGGUUCGAGGAGAUGGUCACCACCACGCUGGAGCUGGAGAGGCUGGAGGUGGAACGCGUGGAGAUGAUCCGGCAGCACCUCCGCCAGUACACGCAGUUACGGCACGAGACAGACAUGUUUAACCAAAGCACGGUGGAACAAGUGGAUCAGCUUCUGCAGAGAGUGGAUCCCGCCAAAGACAGAGAAUUGUGGGUCAAGGAACACAAAACCGGCGACAUCAGACCCAUCAACAUGGACAUUUAGAGGGAA
This is a messenger RNA of Spea bombifrons (plains spadefoot toad), 1609 nucleotides long. RefSeq names its product growth arrest specific 7 (gene GAS7). The coding region runs from base 197 to 1603 and encodes 468 amino acids. The transcript has 14 exons. Gene Ontology annotation, molecular function: actin filament binding. NCBI's taxonomy places the organism in Eukaryota, Metazoa, Chordata, Amphibia, Anura, Pelobatidae. The record is from RefSeq and is a predicted model, not a curated record. Gene Ontology annotation, cellular component: plasma membrane; actin filament; cytoplasm. Gene Ontology annotation, biological process: actin filament polymerization; neuron projection morphogenesis.